Molecule: messenger RNA, 1131 nt
Organism: Lodderomyces margitis
Lineage: Eukaryota; Fungi; Ascomycota; Pichiomycetes; Serinales; Debaryomycetaceae
Exons: 4
Coding region: 1-1131 (376 amino acids)
Source: RefSeq, a predicted model, not a curated record
AUGCACCAACAAUUUUUAAAUCAAAUUAUUUUAAAACCGAUGGAGAAUAACACCUCUACCACAAAGAGUCUCGGAGAAAUUAAUACCUUAAAAUUGAAAGAAGCUUUAGAAUAUUACAUACUGCACAUGAUGAGCGUUGACCAAUUAAAUGCUCAGUAUAUGAAAAAUUUGGGGUUCCAAAUGAUUAGUACGAAGCCUAAAGACCCAAGGUCAUACAUGAUGAGGUUAACCUUUGAGGAAGAAAGGAUAUUGCGUGAUCAUGUAAUUCACCGAUCAAAUUCCCAGAUUCCUUUCAAUAUCAAGUUCAUCACAAAUGCAGCUAAUUGUUCACUUUUGGACAAAUUCUCUGCUUUAACCAUUUUCCUAGGGUGUCCCCUUCUUUGGAGAGAAAGGAAUCCGGCAUUGAAGAGUGUAAAAUUCAGUCUUCAGCAACGGACAAGAACUCCAGCUGAUUGGAAAGCUGCUAUUUCUUGGUUUCACAAUUUUGAGUCGUUUGUUAAGAAACUUAACCUUAACCAGAGUCAAACGGCAGUGGAGUGGCUUGAGAAAUUAUUCGUCAGGGAAACAUGGGCAGGCGAAGACUUCCCAUAUACAGGGUUGAUACUUGAAGAAUUGAGUUGUUUCACUAAUGAUGAAUUUAAAGCUAAAUGCGAUGAAAACAAAAUUGCCGUUUUCGAACCAACCACUCAGAUAUCCACUGUACAACGUACUGUAGCACUGCCAAGCACACCAUUAACUAAUGGGCUUAUCCAAGAAGAUGCCGCCAGACUACCCAGUAACGCACUGGCAGAUGAUUUUGGCAUGCAAAAACCACUAUUUAAUAAUACGCUGACUUAUGAGCCAACUACGACCCAUAUUGGAGCUGUAACUGCAAGUGAUUCUAAUUCAACUAGUAGCAAACUUGAAGAAUGCAAAGAAGAAAAAUCGGUAAAGCAAGAUGAAGAUGUCGAAUAUCGAUGGCAAAAAGCACUGCACUAUGAACAUUUAUUUCAAAAGGCAUCAAAGUUCUUUUACAAAACACUGAUGCUAGGAGGAUAUAAGUUGAGUAAUGAACUUUAUGAUCCAGAGAAAGAAAAAUUGUCGGCUGAGUUCAUUGAUCGAGCGCUCCAGGCCACUAAAGAGAGGUCUUAG